AUGACUUGCGUAUUGACCGACGAGAAAUUCCAGGCCAUGGAGUCUAGUAUUGCCUACGUUGUUUCCGCCGUCACCGCUACCGCAGCAGAAUACUCGAGAAGAAGUUUACAAUGGAACCAUGAUAUUCGCAUCGAGUGCUUGUGCUGGGCUAUCUUGUAUCUGGGACUCAGAUUGAGGCCCAAGGUAUUGAAACUGCCAGCAGAAGAGUCAGAAGAUGAAGUUUUGCCGCGGAAACAACAACGCAAUUUUAACUUAAUAGCAUGGAGCUCUUCGUUUCUCAUCACCGUCGCACGAGUAUUAGCCGUGCACCACUGA
Molecule: messenger RNA, 315 nt
Organism: Penicillium daleae
Lineage: Eukaryota; Fungi; Ascomycota; Eurotiomycetes; Eurotiales; Aspergillaceae
Exons: 2
Coding region: 1-315 (104 amino acids)
Source: RefSeq, a predicted model, not a curated record